AUGUUUGGAAUUCCAAUUGUUCAAUUGAGGUAAGUUGGUAGUUAAACUUUUCUGUUUUGUCACCACAGGUUAUUAGAGAAAGGAGUCAGUAUUGGGACUCUGCUGCUGGUGGCAGUUUUUCUCAUGGGUUCUUACGUCUACUUAGAGCUCAUUGACCAUGAAAUAGUUCAUCCAUAUAAAGGACUAAGUGACAGUGGAGCAUCAACACUUGCCCAAAAUACCCCUCAAAAGGUCUCCUUGUCAAGUUGUGAACGAAACAUGUCUGCUGCCAGCAUCCAAAGCUUCAGCUCACUUCCUGAACAUAUGCAAGACUACCUGUACUAUCAACACUGUCGACAUUUUCCCUUGCUCCUGGACCUUCCAAACAAAUGUGGAGGAGCUGAUCAAUCCUCUGAAGUCUUCCUUCUGCUGGUCAUCAAAAGUGGCCCAGAAAACCACGAACGCCGAGAAAUGCUUCGUAAGACCUGGGCCAAAGAGAGGAUACAGAGUGGAGUGUGGAUCAGACUGAUUUUCCUCAUAGGAACGACAGGCUCUGGUUUUGAGAGGAAAAGACUGAACAAAGUUGUUGAGCUGGAACACAGUCAGUACAAGGACAUACUUCAAUGGGACUUUACCGACACAUUCUGCAACCUCACCUUGAAGCAGGUAAUCUUCCUGGAGUGGUUUGAAAGAAACUGUCCAAAGGCACGCUUCCUGUUAGAUGGUGACGAUGAUGUUUUUGUGAACACAAAUAAUGUGGUCAAGUAUCUCCAAAGCCUGAAGGACAACGAUGGAAGCAAGCACCUUUUUGCUGGCUGUCAGACAGGGGGUGGGCCUUCUAGAGACUCAUGGAGCAAGUAUUUUGUUCCAGUUCAGUUGUAUGAGUCAAACGUGUACCCCCCCUAUUGUAGUGGUGGGGGCUUCAUAAUGUCUGGUUACACUGCUUCGGUCAUAUACAACAUGUCCAAGUCCAUCCCUCUGAUUCCUAUUGAUGAUGUUUACAUGGGAAUGUGUCUAAAAAAAGCAGGACUUACUACCAGUUUACAUGGCGGGGUGAAAACAUUUGGACUGCACUUUCCCUCUGAACGUGUGGACGAUUAUGACCCUUGUUUUUAUAAAGAGCUUUUACUGGUCCACAGAUUUCUUUCAGAGAAAACAUAUUUUAUGUGGCACAGUGUAAAUGAUCCCAACCUCAAAUGCUUUGGUAAUGACAAAAAGUGA
Xyrichtys novacula (pearly razorfish) is the source of this 1200-nucleotide messenger RNA. The record is from the annotation of a GenBank genome assembly. NCBI's taxonomy places the organism in Eukaryota, Metazoa, Chordata, Actinopteri, Labriformes, Labridae.